This is a messenger RNA of Baudoinia panamericana UAMH 10762, 853 nucleotides long. RefSeq lists its product as uncharacterized. NCBI's taxonomy places the organism in Eukaryota, Fungi, Ascomycota, Dothideomycetes, Mycosphaerellales, Teratosphaeriaceae. Bases 86 to 469 code for a protein of 127 amino acids. The record is from RefSeq and is a predicted model, not a curated record. The transcript has a single exon.
UUAGCGCGGUGUCGGACGGUCAGGCCAAGAGCGCUUCUUCGUUCGGACCGACUUCGACUUACGCCCGGCUUCGCAGACUGUGGCGAUGUGUACCAUUGGUGGUUCUGCUUGCGGUGCCAUGACUCCUGUCGGCGUUUGGUAUAUUGGAGAGGGUGGCAAUAUGCCCGGCAGAUGUGGCGCGUCUUCGUUCGGCCCAAUAUUAACUUACGGUCCACGCGUCGGCGGAAUGCAGGCUCCAUGCGGCUUCGACUCUCUGGCUGGGCAGGUGUUCAACCAAAGCAGCAACACUUCUUCGGCCGCUGGUGGUAAGGCAGGUCAUUUGGAUGGUUGGUACGGUGGAGGUGCUGACGGCGUGGACUUGUGGUUGCUAGACAGCGGCAUGGGUUGGUCGGUCAAGCGCAUCAUCCCGCUGCCGCAACGCAACGUUGAUAUCGCUGAUUCCCAAAGACUGUUCGAGAUAUCUGAUUAGCGCUGGGCGCUUGUGAUGCUUUGUAGUCCUCUACGCAACGUACUGGCUCCGUCUCAAUGUCGCUUUCGUACAUCUCCUAGCAGCAUAGUGAUCGCCUUCUGCACGCACAUUGUAGCAUCGGUCCCGAGUAUGGCAGUAGUUCCUUGCUGCAUGCCAUGACCGCCGAACCCCUGCCGUGAUACUUUCUCCACACCGUUCGCACUCUUUGGCGCUUUGAGCUAACAAAGUAGGCUGAGCGCCUCUCUCACGCACAUAAAGUACUGGCAGCCAGCAUGCCGGAGGUGGUAUGCGUGCUUGUUGCUUCCAACGCGCAGAUGCUUGCCGUUCUUGUAGAAAGCUUCAAGUCCUUCAAGUCAAGUUCUCAAAGACAAAGCGCUUGAAAUU